AUGGAUUUUCUCAUAAAUAAAACCCCCGUGGAGUUUUUUGGCAUUCCAGUUAAUGAUGACAUCUUGUUAAGUCCGCGUCCUGAGCAGCUUCUGGCGAUUGGAAAACAAUUCCUUGGUUCAGCAGAGGUGUAUGACGAUCUCCUUCGUCGUCUUAGCAGUGCCAAUAUGAAUGACAGUUAUGACAGUCACCCAAUAAAAAGCUUCUAUGAGGCUCUCGCGGGUUUGGAAAUCGAAAUUCAAGAUGAGUGCUUUAAAGUUCUUAUUGAGGGACUGAACGAGAUUGGCGUGUACAGAUUUGUGAUUGAACGACUUAAGAAAGGUAAAGAUGCUGUUUACAAACCAUUGAAUUCGAAUCCCGACGUGAAGAAAAUUGUAUCAGAAAAAGUGGAGCAUAAUUGGAUGACGCUGGCGAGAGAGCUGGGGCUUACAGACGGAAAAAUUGAUGCGAUCUCUAAAGAAGAGCAUAAUGAAUGUGGAGAAUGCUGUUAAAUAGCUCUACAAAAAUUUUGUGAAGAGAACGGGGCGUCGGCCACGAUUAGAAGAGUCAUGGUCGCACUGACUCGGAUAGGAUUAGACGACAUCAACAAUGACAUUGUAGAUUGUCUUAAGUUAAGGCGUCGAGCGCGUCCAGAUCAAAGUUAGACUCAGGGAGUUGAUAAAAUUGAAAGAAUUUAGCAUGCAAAUGGUAAAUUAAAGGACGUGUUUGUGGACUUCAUUCAAUGCACAACGCACCUUGUUACACACACAACGAAACGAAUAAUCACGAGAUGCCAAACUUGUCAGCUGGCUCAGGAAAACAUCACACCAACACUACCAUGGACAAAUAAAAAAUUUGCCUGAUUUGAACAUGAGACUUUGUCAUGCGCACACAUACGCAAACAAUUGGCUUUAGAUUAAGAUUGAUGGCUAAGGUUGAAAAAUCUUUGGUAAAUAUCCGUAAAGUUUGUAAUUUUUUUUAAAUGUAAGUUUGAGAUCUUUGGAUAUGGUUUUUAAGUCUGGCAAUUUGAUUUUAAACUACUUUUAUGCUGGAGGGAGAGUUUACCAGUCAGCUCCCUGCUUUUAUCCUCACAAGCGUUGCUGAACGUAAAAACAUUAAGUAAUUCACUCUUAAGCAUCGAUGGUCUCAAAAGUGGAAAUUCAGGAGAAGGAAAUUUCUGAAUUUCAACAACACUUUCUUCGAAAAUGAGGCCAGGUGCAAAAUCCCUCUUUAUGAGAACUAAAGACAUUUUCAUACCAAAAGUUUCGACUAGCUAAACUUACUCUUUUAACAUAUGUAAAUACUCGUAUGUAGAUCAGUAUUUGUACUACCACGAAUCAAGUUUUAGUCGGAAAAAUUGUACCAUAUGAAAAUAACACACUGACAAAUUGCUGUAAUUCAAAGAAUAUGGCCUACGAUAAGAGAUAAAAUAAUCUAUUAACAGAAAAAGUGAGCCACUAAAUAAGAAUGCUUGUAUGUAUUUUAA
Molecule: messenger RNA, 1463 nt
Organism: Stylophora pistillata
Lineage: Eukaryota; Metazoa; Cnidaria; Anthozoa; Scleractinia; Pocilloporidae
Biological process (GO): signal transduction
Molecular function (GO): ADP binding; protein binding
Source: RefSeq, a predicted model, not a curated record